Saxophila tyrrhenica is the source of this 486-nucleotide messenger RNA. It is a transcript of the gene MBF1, whose product is annotated as multiprotein-bridging factor 1. The transcript is spliced from 2 exons. The coding region runs from base 1 to 486 and encodes 161 amino acids. Gene Ontology annotation, cellular component: nucleus. The record is from RefSeq and is a predicted model, not a curated record. Gene Ontology annotation, molecular function: DNA binding. Lineage: Eukaryota; Fungi; Ascomycota; Dothideomycetes; Mycosphaerellales; Extremaceae.
AUGAGCGACGACUGGGAGUCCGUCACCAAGAUCGGCAGCAAAGUACGAGGACCCGGCACCGCCCAGCGCGAAACCACCAUCAAAGGCAAAAGCGCACUCAACGCCGCACAACGGAGCGGAGCAGUCUUAGGUACAGAGAAGAAGUACUCAACAGCAAACGCCGGCGCCAACCCCGAAGGCCAACGCCUAACCAAAGUCGACCGCGCCGACGGCCCCGUCGCCACAAAGAAAGUCCCCGAAGACGUCGCCAAAGCGCUCGCGCAAGCGCGCAACCAGCUCAAGAACCAGAAAGGCGCGACGAUGACGCAAAAGGACCUCGCGAAUAAAGCGGCGGUGGAUGUGAAGUAUGUGGCGGAUCUUGAAAGAACGGGAGCAGAGUUCCCGAGCAUGGAUGUGGUGCAGAAGUUGCAGAAGGCGGCGAAUGUCAAGUUGACGGGGGAUAAGGCGAGUAUUGGGCAGCCGAUGUUGGGGCCGAAGAAGAAGUAG